AUGGUUGAACUUUCUAAAGCUCGAGCCCUUCAUUUUCAAUCCAUGAAUUUUGCAAAUGUGAUCAACUCUACAAAGCAAGGCAUUAAAGUACUACGUCCAAUGGUGCACAAUUUUGGAAGUUUCUAUGUAGCUAACAUUGAAGUUGGCACACCACCAUACUCUGAACUAUUGGCUGUGGAUACUGGUUCCGAUGAAACAUGGGUUCAAGGUGAAGGAUGCCAUAUAUGUUUCCCCCUAAUUGUUGGAAAUUUCAAGUACCAAGAGUCCAUGACAUAUAAUUAUGUGCAUUGUGAUCAUCCCAUUUGUGUUCCUAGAAUAUGUCAAGAGAACAAAUGCAUUUUAGAUCGUCGCUAUUUUGAUGUUAGUCACACUACGGGUUAUCUAUCAGGAACUACAAUUACUUUACUUGUUCCUAAUGCAUAUAACAUUGUCAGAAAUGCAAUAGUUAGAUACUUACGGGCAUAUAACUGGAGUCCUAUGGCGAAUACUGGCAUGAUGUAUGACCUUUGCUAUAAUGUCCAACCAACUAAAUAUCAACCAUUUCCAUUAGCAAUUAAAUUUCUCGGAGCAAAACUUGAGAUUGGUUCUCAUAAACUCUUCAAAUCAGUUUAUGAGAAUGUGUAUUGCUUGACGAUCAUUCCUACUUCUGAACAAAGGGUAAAUAUUUUAGGGGCAAUUCAUCGGAUAAAUUAUCGAUUCUUAUUUGAUGUUGGAACAAGUGAAAUGUUUUUUGUCCCAGAGCUCUGUCAAUUUAAUUAG
Molecule: messenger RNA, 759 nt
Organism: Quercus lobata
Lineage: Eukaryota; Viridiplantae; Streptophyta; Magnoliopsida; Fagales; Fagaceae
Product: aspartic proteinase nepenthesin-2-like
Exons: 2
Coding region: 1-759 (252 amino acids)
Cellular component (GO): extracellular region
Source: RefSeq, a predicted model, not a curated record